CACAAGGUUUGGUUGGUAACAACAUUGACUGCAUCACCAAAGUUUCCCAACGUGGAUCUAUUUCAGUCCGGAAAAACCGAUUUCCGAAACUACGCAUGUACACCCCACCCACGCAUAUAUUAUCAACACAACGAGGAAAUUGGUCACUGGCAAGGCAAUCCUGGACUUAAACGGAUAUCGAUGAAGAUCAAACAAACGGUUUACUGGUUUGAUCUCUUUACCAGAAAUACGCGUCAAGUUGGAACACGUACAAUCGCAGGAAUCAAGAAUCUGGCUUUAUCUUUGGUAAAUUGUAGUGAGAAAGGAUUAACUCAGGCUUUGUAUUAAUUUCAUAUUAAUUUCAUCAGCCGGCAAUUGGAUCAUUCAGAAGUUGUAGGAUUUUACCACACAGCGUUGUAGUUCAAGAAACGUAUUGGAUUAACUGCGUCUCUUUUUAAGUGGACAAACAUGUUUAUAGUGCUUCUUGUUGCCGGCAUUCUCUACACGGCCCCUGAGAUUGCCGGCCUCCAACGGGUCAAGUGUUUCAAGGAUGAAUGUGUACGUGGAGUUCAGUAUUGCGUGGAGGAGAGACAACGAUGCUACAGUUGUGACGACGUCAAGCAACACUGCGGAACUGAAGAUAUGCCGUUACAGUGCGACGCCUUCUGUAAAGAAAUGGCGGCCUUGGAACGAGAAGGAAUGCAAAACGAAACAAUUAGAGAAAUUAUUAAAAAUUAUACGACAGAGUCCCAAAGUGACAAAAGAACAAUCGAGAUGCUUCAACAUGACGUCACUACAACCAACCAGUCUCUGCAGGAUGCAAAACGUUCCCUACAGCUUCUUCAGGCAAAGAACAACGACCUCAGGAACACGAUUGCAGCAAGGAACAACACCGUUAGAACACUUAGUGAUGACGUCAGCCAGCUGGAAGAGCGCAAUGAGGCCUUAAAGACUGACCUCACCAACAUGUCCUAUUUACAGACAAACUAUACAUUAAUGGCUGAACGACAGUCUGACCUGGAAGCACAACUGCAAGAUCAGAAGAUAGCGACAGCUGUGUUAUUGGUGAUCCUGGGGGUCAUUGUGAUCGUGUUGUGUAUAACCAUAUACAGAUGCCAGUUCCACAAGGGGGGUCAUGCAGAUACAGCUCCAGAGAAGAUGUCCCUAGUAAGUGACACCGACACCAAAACGUCCAUGAACAUUGAGGAGGAGGUCAAGGCCGACGUCUCGCUUCGCGACCAAGAAAGACAAGACAAUGUGUCGGAUGAUAGCGCCGUCUUCGCGGGAUCCUCAUCUGAGAGCGUGAACAUGCAGGGGGGCCCUCAGGACCACGCCCAUGACGACUCUCACGUUAGAGCCAAGAACCACCAUGCCCCGAGAUCCGUAUCUCCAGAUUCAUCCGACGACCGACGUAACGGCUUUAAUCAAGACACUCGUGGGAUAAACCCGACACCUGAUGAUGUGUCGGUUGAAAUAAGACUGGCGAUAGACAAGGAAUUCAGCACUGCAUAUAAGCAAGCAGCAAUACCAGAUAACGAAAUUUGGGCACAAGUAGCAUGAAACUAACACUGUCAUAAAACGAGACAUUGAACAAAUCCUUCUGGCUAAGAAGUCGGUUUGUUGGAUCGAGGUAGACAGAAAGACUUGUAGACACCACAAAGAGAUGUGUUUGAGCGGGCCAUGUUUGACCAGUUAUAACUACUUUAGGACAUUGCUCAGUGUCCUCUGCGCAACUCUAACUUACAUGUACCGAACGGUUUAGCGCCAUGCUUAAAUUUAAACUAUCGCCUACAUGCGACGGAGGCGGUCAUCAAAAGCGAAUUAGAUCAAAUUUUACAAGUAGCGUGUUGCUCACGCCAUGGUACUGCAAGUUGCACCUCAGUGUAUAUUGUGACCUGGUUGCGUGACGUCAUGUUCUGUACUGUUCUGUCACGCUGCACGUUACAAAUUGAGGGGUUACCUGAAUGCCUACAUUCCACGCCUCAGUAAUCCAGUCGUCUACAGUGACGCAAUUCACUGUGCAGAAUUUCUGCGUGCUAGAAUCCUAUGGUCAUGGGUAGAUCCCAGAUUGCCAGGAUUACGUUGAUAGGUUUGGCGGCACCAUGCCAUUGGUCUUGGGGUUCACCAACGUGAUAAACGUCUUUAUUAUAUACUUCAGUAUGAAAGAUUGAGUUUUCUGAAGUUGAGAAAAGUGAUUUUUCACUUCAGUGAACAUAACAUUUUGACGUGACUAUUGUCCUACAAGAGUUACCUCCCCUUAAAUUGUCUCCCUAUAUCGUAAGUGUGCGGCCUUUACACAAACGUCCAUUUUACGCGAGUUCCACUUUGACAAGGCAAAAUAAUGACAGAUUGUCAUUUCUGGAGUUAAUAUCACUUCUUGCAGUUUGUUAUUCUCUCGAAAAUGUUUCGUUAUAAACGGAAAUUUCUCAUUUAACUCAUCAAUCGAGAUUUCGUUUUGCAAAGCGCCAUUUUUUGUUACUUGACCAGCGUGUAUUCUUUCGCUUCCAACAGCGGUCUAGUUUUCAAGAAUAUUUUUGGUUAACGUUGAUUUUAUAUAUAAUCUUAAUAUAUAAUCAAGAAUUUUCGUGAUCCUAAAUGUUUUUUGAUACUUUUGGUAAUAUUUUUUAAGGUUUCGCAAAAAGGAAACUACUUUUUAAGUCGCAAAUACAAGGGGUGGUGAACCGUUUCAAUGUUUUACAUUUUUAAUGAAGUAAUUCAAUUUUCCGGUAGACAACCACACAAAAAAUAUGUAAUAUAAAGGAUAUUCCAUGUGUCUCGUGAAAUGCCAUGUUUCUCUGAUCUCGUGACUGGGAAAAGGAGAUAUUUUUACUCGUGGCUACGUCCACUCGUGAAAAUAUCUUUUACCCCCCUCACUCGAUGAUAGAAACAUUAUAUUUCACUCGACACAUGUAAUAUCCUCUAUAAGAACAGCAUUCGGACAAUGCCUAUUACAAUGUAGUUGUGGUAUGUUAUUUCCGAUGUAAACUUUGAGUUGUAAGUACUGUAUUUCAAAUGUGUCUGCUACGUUAAACCCCACCGUCGUAUCCGACCUAGGAAGGUUGUGUGCUAUCGUCACAUUCGUUAUAAAAAAUGUCAUUUAUUCAGUUAACUGCGGAUAGAUUAAAGUGUAACCCAGACUCACACCCUUUAAAAAACACACCAAAAUCAGCGACACCAAAGUAAACCUGUAAUACCAAAGAGAGUCAACCUCGUAAUGUGAGCAAUCCGUCCAGCGAAACGUCUAACGAAACUUCCCAUCAAACGUGAUAUUCCUCAUCAUUCAUGUACUCGGAUGAUCGAGUUGGAUUGCCAACAAGGGUACAAUGCGUCAAAAGCACACUUUUGGUGUCUAGCGUCGCGAUAUAGCUAAAAAAACAAUUCAUUCACAACGCGCCAUAAAUACAAAUUUACAAAUGGCUCUCCCCGAGAUUCGGUAUUAAUGCGUCAGUACUGGACGUACAUAUUAUGUUAUAAAUCGUCACUCCCAAAUAUUUAAUUAAAGAAGUUAUUGAAGGUAAACAAUGGUUUAGUCUAGAAAAGAGGAAAUAGUGAAAAGGGUGUAGGUAACGUGCCAAAUGACAUGUCAAAAUAAAGCUAUUAUCAUUUUCACAAUAUUGAUUACCCUUGACAACAAUUUCCAUCACGAGAGUUAAUAAAUUAGUGAUUUAGUCAUAAUGAUAUCUCAAAUAUAUAUAUA
Molecule: messenger RNA, 3676 nt
Organism: Haliotis rufescens (red abalone)
Lineage: Eukaryota; Metazoa; Mollusca; Gastropoda; Lepetellida; Haliotidae
Exons: 4
Coding region: 448-1539 (363 amino acids)
Source: RefSeq, a predicted model, not a curated record